Messenger RNA from Rubroshorea leprosula, 4725 nucleotides. Lineage: Eukaryota; Viridiplantae; Streptophyta; Magnoliopsida; Malvales; Dipterocarpaceae. The record is from the annotation of a GenBank genome assembly.
AAACACAAGCAUACUAGGCAUAUAUAUUUGCAUCGUUCCCCCUUUCGUGGCCUCUGUUACCUGCAAUUUCUCUCCAAUCUGAUUCCGACGAUCCUUUCGCCGUCGCAGCUCUCAAGUGGGUUACUCUUUUUCUCGGGAGCUGAUUAGCUGGUGCUUGUAAACUUUAAUUCAUCCAUAAACCCUAAGAUUUGGGAUGGGUCGGAAGAAGCCAAGUGCUCAUGAUGAUGAAAGCCUCGCUGCUGCAACGCAGGGUGGUGCCAAAUCGAAGAAGAAAGCUAACGUUAUUGAUGAUGAUGAGUACUCUAUAGGUACUGAGUUGUCUGAGGAAUCCCAAGUUCAAGAGGAGAAGGUGGCGACCACUGGAAAGAAGAAGGGUAAAAAGGGGAGCUCCAAAAGAAGAGAUGGUGACGAUGAUGUAGUAGAAAAGGCUGUGGAGGAGGAAGAGGAGAUUGUUUCGACUGCUAAUAAGAAGUCUAAAUCGAAGAAGGGUGGCGGUGUUGCUUCGUUGGGUUUUGGUUUGCUUGAGGAGGGGAAGGAAGAUGAUGAUGAUGAUGAUGAGGGGAAAUCUGGGUCAACUGGUGAGAAAGAUAGUGAGGGUGAGGAGGAGCCCGUUGUGAGUUUCUCAGGGAAGAAGAAAGCAUCCAAGAAAGGUAAUAAGAAGGGUGGUAGUUUGCUUACUGCUUCAGCAUUUGAUGCUAUUGGUGAUGAAGAUGAAGAAGAGGUGGUUGAUGGUUCACACAAGGAGAGUAAAGUUGAGGAUGAUGACGGUGUUGAUGAUGUGCCCCCUAUAUCUUUUACAGGGAAAAAGAAGUCAUCCAAGGGGGAAAAGAAGGUUGGUAAUGUGAUUUCAACAUCUGCAUUUGAUGCCCUUGAUGAAGAAGUGGGUGAGAAAGAGGAGGAGAAGAAAGAUGAGGAUGAUGAUGUUGCUCCAAUUUCGUUCUCGGGUAAAAAGAAGAAGUCAUCAAAGUCCUCUAAGAAGAGCACUAAUUCUUUUAAUGCAGCACUCCUUGACGAUGAAAAUGAUGGGGAGGCUUCUGUACCUGAAACUACGGCAUCUGUUGAUGAUAAAGGUGAGGAUGAUGAUGCUUCAGUCAUUUCAUUUUCGGGUAAGAAGAAAUCAUCAAAGAAGAAGAGCAAUAGUGCUGUUGCAACUUUAAGUGAUGAUACUGGCCUUGGAAGUGAAGUAAGAGAUGUGGUUGAACCAGAACAACCAAGUGGUGCUAGUAAUGAAGCUAAUGAUCCUAAAGCUAACAAAGGUGAUGAAGUUGUAGAAACUUCAAAAAACAAGAAGAAAAAGAAGAAGAGCGGAAGGACUGCACAGGAGGAGGAUGACUUGGAUAAGAUUCUUGCAGAACUUGGUGAGGGUCCCGUAUCAAAACCUGCUUCUCCUCCACAACAAGAGGAAGUUCAGGUUCAGCCUGAACCAGUUAUCACGGUAGAUGCUGAAGGUGAGAAGGAAGGAGAAGAAGAAAUUGCUGAGUCUGCUGCAGCAAAGAAGAAGAAAAAGAAGAAAGAGAAGGAAAAGGAGAAGAAGGCUGCAGCUGCAGCUGCAGCUGUGGCAACAUUAGAUAGCAAGGAUGAGAACCAAGAAGAAACUAAAAUUGAAACAACUGAAGCAAAGAAGAAAGAUGCUAAGAGUAAAGCUGCAGAGAAGAAAUUGCCAAAGCAUGUUAGGGAGAUGCAAGAGGCACUUGCUAGGAGAAAGGAGGCUGAAGAGAGGAAGAAGAGAGAGGAAGAGGAGAGAUUGAGGAAAGAAGAAGAGGAGCGUCGUAGACAGGAAGAGCUUGAGCGCCAAGCAGAAGAGGCUAGACGUAGGAAAAGAGAAAAGGAAAGGGAGAAGCUCUUAAAGAAGAAGCAGGAUGGCAAGCUAUUAACUGGGAAGCAGAAAGAAGAAGCUCGCCGCCGUGAGGCUAUGAGGAACCAGAUCUUGGCUAAUGCUGGAGGUUUGGUUCCACCUACUGAUAAAGAUGCUGCACCUGCAAAAAGGCCUAUAUACCAGAACAAAAAGUCCAAAACAGCUCAGCAUCAUGCAAAUGGUGCUGCUUCUGCUAAGCCAGAGGAAAAUGUAGAAGCAAAGGAAAAACAACAAGAGAUCGUGGAUGAAGUAGAUUCCAUGGAGACUGAGAAGGUUGAAGAAGUGGAAUCAGUAAAUACUGAAGAGAAAUCAGAAGUUGCAGAUGCUAUUGAAGAGAAUGGAGUGGAAGAAGAUGAUGAUGAGGCUGAAUGGGAUGCAAAAAGCUGGGAUGAAGUUAAUCUUGAUAUUAAAGGUGCUUUUGAUGAAGAAGAGGCUGAUUCUGAGCCAGAACGUGCAGUGAAGAAAGAGAUAAUUGGUGCUGUUUCUGCUCGCAGUGCAGCUCCUCCUGCAGGAGGCAAGCCAACAGUUCCAUCCAAGAAAGGCAUUAUUUCACAGCCAGUUAAACCUCAAGAUGUUGAAACUAAGAAAAGUGAGACUGAGGUUGUAGUUCCAGCCAAAAAUAAGAAAAAAGAUGCAUCUGGAGGAAACAAAGCACCAGUUUCAGAUACUCUUCCCAAACAGGGUGAAGAAAACCUCCGUUCCCCAAUUUGUUGCAUCAUGGGCCAUGUUGAUACUGGUAAGACAAAGUUGCUGGAUUGCAUCCGAGGCACAAAUGUUCAGGAAGGUGAGGCUGGAGGUAUCACGCAACAGAUUGGUGCAACAUAUUUUCCUGCUGAGAAUAUACGUGAGAGAACCAAGGAAUUGAAAGCUGAUGCCAAGUUGAAGGUCCCAGGCCUGUUGGUCAUUGAUACCCCUGGUCAUGAAUCAUUCACGAAUCUUCGUUCACGGGGUUCUGGUUUAUGUGAUAUUGCAAUUUUGGUUGUUGACAUAAUGCAUGGGUUAGAGCCACAGACAAUAGAAUCACUCAAUCUUUUAAAAAUGAGGAACACAGAGUUCAUUGUUGCAUUGAAUAAGGUUGACAGACUUUAUGGGUGGAGAGUUUGCCGUAAUUCCCCAAUUGUGAAGGCAUUGAAACAACAAACUAAAGAUGUGCAAAAUGAAUUCAAUAUGCGUCUGACACAGAUUAUAACGCAGUUCAAGGAGCAAGGGUUGAAUACUGAACUGUAUUAUAAAAAUAGGGAAAUGGGGGAAACUUUCAGUAUUGUACCUACCAGUGCUAUCAGUGGAGAAGGCAUCCCAGAUUUGUUAUUAUUACUGGUCCAGUGGACCCAGAAGACAAUGGUUGAGAAGCUUACAUUCAGUAAUGAAGUGCAGUGUACAGUCUUGGAAGUGAAGGUAGUUGAAGGCCAUGGAACAACCAUAGAUGUGGUGUUAGUUAAUGGUGUGCUUCAUGAAGGAGAUCAAAUUGUUGUUUGUGGCUUGCAGGGGCCUAUUGUGACCACCAUAAGGGCAUUAUUAACUCCUCAUCCAAUGAAAGAACUUAGAGUGAAGGGCACAUAUUUGCAUCAUAAAGAAAUCAAGGCUGCACAGGGUAUCAAGAUCACUGGACAGGGUCUUGAGCAUGCUAUUGCUGGCACUGGUUUAUAUGUUGUAGGGCCUGAUGAUGAUUUGGAAGAAGUCAAAGAGGCAGCAAUGGAAGAUAUGAGGUCAGUUAUGAACAGGAUUGACAAGACUGGUGAAGGAGUUUGUGUACAGGCAUCUACCCUUGGCUCAUUGGAAGCAUUGCUAGAAUUCCUGAAGACCCCAGAAGUGAAUAUUCCUGUUAGUGGUAUAAGUAUAGGCCCUGUACAUAAAAAGGAUGUCAUGAAGGCCAGCGUAAUGCUAGAGAAGAAAAAGGAAUAUGCUACAAUAUUGGCUUUCGAUGUGAAAGUGACACCAGAGGCUCGAGAGCUGGCUGAUGAACUGGGUGUGAGGAUUUUCAUUGCUGAUAUCAUUUAUCACUUGUUUGACCAAUUCAAAGCAUAUAUUGAUGGGCUCAAGGAGGAGAGGAAAAGGGAAGCUGCUGAUGAAGCAGUCUUCCCAUGCGUUCUUCAGAUCUUAGGAAACUGCAUUUUCAACAAGAAGGAUCCAAUUGUCUUGGGGGUUGAUGUUGUUGAGGGCAUUGCUAAGGUUGGUACCCCAAUUUGCGUUCCAGGAAGGGACUUCAUUGAUAUUGGUCGGAUUGCAUCAAUUGAAAACAAUCAUAAGCCUGUUGAUAUUGCAAAGAAAGGGAGCAAGGUGGCUAUUAAGAUAGUUGGAAGCAAUCCUGAGGAGCAACAAAAAAUGUAUGGUAGACAUUUCGAUGUUGAAGAUGAGCUUGCCAGCCAUAUCACUCGGAAGUCAAUAGAUGUACUCAAAACUAAUUAUCGGGAUGAUCUAUCAAUUGAAGAGUGGAAGUUGGUUGUGAAACUGAAGAGUUUGUUCAAAAUACCAUAAACAUGGAUCGAUGAAUAAAAGCUGAGCUUUCGUCUUCUGUCAGUGCAUACGAGGUGCUUCUCCUGCAGGGGUGAUCUUGAUACGAAGAUUGAACUGUUUUUUUCUGAACAGGAAAUGCUUAAUUCUUUGAAUGACUCCCAAUUUGGGAGGAUGAAAUACAAGUCCCGCUGUGGCUGUUGUCUUGUAUAUGAGGAGCCGCACGAUGGUCGGUGGAGCAAGCCUGCUAAGUUUUGCAACGCUGUUUGGAUUUUUUUUUUUUUCCCUAUGUACAACCAAGCUACUCGAAAAAACAGCAAGCCUAAGACCCAAUUAUGAGUGUAAAGUUGAGGAAGUCUCUCUUACCUUCAUGAUUUCCUAUACACUCUUGAAUCCUAGAUCUGCACAAGCAAUGAAUU